Echinococcus granulosus is the source of this 105-nucleotide messenger RNA. RefSeq lists its product as hypothetical. The record is from RefSeq and is a predicted model, not a curated record. The coding region runs from base 1 to 105 and encodes 34 amino acids. NCBI's taxonomy places the organism in Eukaryota, Metazoa, Platyhelminthes, Cestoda, Cyclophyllidea, Taeniidae. The transcript is spliced from 2 exons.
AUGUCUAGCGGCAAGUGUGCAAUUGCAAUGAUGAGCAUGACACUGGCGCUAACACCACAGGCCAAUCGGAAAGAGGAGUAUUGUCCGAUGCCAUGCUCGCAAUGA